Molecule: messenger RNA, 537 nt
Organism: Blepharisma stoltei
Lineage: Eukaryota; Ciliophora; Heterotrichea; Heterotrichida; Blepharismidae
Source: the annotation of a GenBank genome assembly
AUGAAAAACUGUCCUCUCCAAUUUUUAAAGCAAAUUGAGUCAGGCGAAAAGAAAGCCCUCCCCUUAAAAGACACCAGAGAAUUUUGCCUUCCUCAAGUUUCUUACGUUCCCUCAAAAACAGCUGAUUUAUACAAUCACUGUCUUACCAGUAGUAAGCUAAAACCUUAUGUUCCAGAUGCCAAGCCUCCAGAUAGAGGAUUUCUUAUUAAAUUGAUUGCGACCCUUGAGCUAGAAACACUAAUUGAGCUAAACAAAAUGAUCAUUCAAAAGAAAAUCAAAAACUUGAACAGCGAAGAUAUGUCAAGAAUCAAAGUGAAACCUGAAGAAUCGAGGCCAAAAGACGACAAUGAUUAUAGCUUGAAAGUCGACAAAAAGGAAGAAAAAGAAGAAAAAGAUGAAAAAAGCGAAAAAGAUGAAAAAGAAGAAUCAGACAUGGACAUGGAUAUUGACGAAGAUGAGCUUGAAGAUAUUGUGAAUGAAAUGGACGAGCUUGGAGAAGAAGAAGAUAUUUUGACUGAAAUGGCAUUAAAUAUGUAA